Lingula anatina is the source of this 1772-nucleotide messenger RNA. RefSeq lists its product as uncharacterized. The record is from RefSeq and is a predicted model, not a curated record. Lineage: Eukaryota; Metazoa; Brachiopoda; Lingulata; Lingulida; Lingulidae. Gene Ontology annotation, molecular function: electron transfer activity. Gene Ontology annotation, biological process: intracellular signal transduction; cell redox homeostasis.
CAUUGCAUUUCCGCAUUGGCUCGGAUUACAAUCGAUGAUCAGAAUAUGGUUCAACUCGUUUUUCAGAAAAGUUGAAUCAAAAACUAGGUGGAGAAGUCUUAUUAUCGAAAAAAUGGAUCUGAAAGGGCGUAUAGUCAUUUAUACCAUAACAGGUUGCCCUCACUGUUUACGCGCCAAGUCCAAAUUACGAGAACUAGAACUGCCGUACACGGAUGUCAAUUUGGAUAAUUUCCCACAAUGUAGAGAGCCACUCGCGGAGAGGACUGGCAAGAACACAGUGCCGCAGAUCUUUUUUAACGCAACACAUAUUGGCGGCAAUGAUGAUUUUCAAAAGCUUGUAGAGGAAAAAGAAAAUUUUGAAAAGCUUGUAGAAGAUGUGAAGAACACCCCCCCUCCCCCUGAGGCUCCAGUUCCACCAGACCCCAGCACUGCUGUGGAGCAAGAUCAAGAUAAAAGUAAAAAAGAUGAAAGCAGUGGUUUUUCGUGUGAGCCUGAUGAAUAUGCAAAACUUGUUAAAGAAAUUAAGUCCAGUGAUAUUAUACAGAACCACCGUGCUGGCUUGUUUACAGUCCACAAGAAUUCCUUCAGUGGAAAUGACUUGGUAGAUUGGAUUCGGUGGAAUUGGCCAGAGAUCUGAGAAAGUUGAUACUGAAGCUGUAUGGCAGUUUCUUGUCUGAAGAUGGCAAGGCAGUUGAUUACAAGGGCAUUGGUCAAAGUGAGGACUUUCAGAAGUAUCUUGAGAUGACCAGAGACCUACAAAGGGUUCAGAUAGAGGAUGCUAGUCGAGAAGAAAAGAUUGCCUUCUUCAUCAAUAUCUACAACGCUUUGGUCAUUCAUGCCACUGUGAAAAAUGGGCCAGCUGUCAACAUUUGGCAGAGAUACAAGUUUUUUAACAAGGUACGAUACAUUAUUGGUGGUUAUUCCUACUCUCUUCAAGACAUUGAAAAUGGUAUUCUAAGAGCUAAUAGGAAGGGUAUUGGUAUGCUAUUUAAGCCAUUUGGAAAAAGUGAUCCCCGCUUGAAAGUGGCCUUACAAAAGCAUGAACCACUUAUCCACUUUGCCUUGGUGUGUGGAGCAAAAAGCUGUCCACCAAUUAAGACCUAUACGUCUGAGCGCAUUUAUGACCAACUGAACUUGGCAGCAAAGUCUUUCUUGGAGGGCGAUGAUGGGUGUUCAGUAGACAUGGAAAACCAUCAUGUCAAGUUGUCCAAAAUUCUGAAGUGGUAUGGGGAAGAUUUCGGAUCAAAUGACGAAGAGGUUUUGCUGUGGGUCCAUGAACAUUUAAGAGAAGGGGACAAGAAAUCUCAAAUUGCAGAACUUCUUGCAGAGAAAUCAUUUAAAAUAUCCUACUGGCCAUAUGACUGGGCAGUGAAUGCAAAAUAAAUAGAGAUAUCUAUAUAUAGUUAAACUUCAAUUAUAUAAAUGGAACAUUACUUUUCUCAGUUGCUGUUAAAUGGAUUUCCUUGUAGAGCAUUUAAAGGAUUUUAUGAUAACUUUCACAGCGAAGACGCCGAGAAGACAUGAUCUGAGUUGAGAAUAUAUAGCCUGAACUCAAGAUUUGCAGUACUAUGCAAUAGAAAAGAAUCUAUACUUCUUAGAUGUAAAAAAAUUAUACUUAAAACAUUCUUGUGGUUUCUCAGGACUGCAGUUGUAAAAUUAUACAAUUUUGGAUGUUAUAUUUCAACGUUGUUAUGUAAAAUUAUGUCAUAUUACAAUUUCUAAAACAUUAAUUGGUUCUAAAGACCAUUCCAUGUUCAGGUUGAAGAAUAUUU